This is a messenger RNA of Yamadazyma jaroonii, 948 nucleotides long. The record is from the annotation of a GenBank genome assembly. NCBI's taxonomy places the organism in Eukaryota, Fungi, Ascomycota, Pichiomycetes, Serinales, Debaryomycetaceae.
AUGUCAAAAUUCACUGUUAAUACCGUCAGUUUAGGUGCCGUGGGGAUUGCGUCAUAUUUUUGGGGUUUAUCGGGAUCUAAAGAAAAACUCGAUACCAAAAAACCAAAUUUACCUGCUCCAACACCUACUUCUCCAUUACCUGCUAAUGUUGGUAUAAAUCCUGAAGGGUUUUACAAAUAUGGAUUUCCUGGUCCAAUUCAUGAUUUACAAAAUAGACAAGAAUUUAUAAGUUGUUAUGAUAGAUCUAAACGUAAUCCUUAUUGGGUGGUUGAACAUAUUACUAAGGAAUCGAUCAAAUCCAAUGGUGUGGUGGACAGAAAGAAAUCUAUCUUUAAAGAAGAUGAAGCUAUACCUUUUAAAUUCAGAAAUAAAUUGAGAGAUUUUUUCCGUUCAGGUUAUGAUAGAGGACAUCAAGCACCAGCUGCUGAUGCUAAGUUCAAUCAAGAUGCCAUGAAUGAAACUUUCUACUUAACUAACAUUUCACCUCAAGUAGGUGAUGGAUUUAAUAGAGAUUAUUGGGCUCAUUUUGAAGAUUUCGGUAGAAGAUUAACAGGUAAAUAUGAUAAUGUUAGAAUUAUGACAGGUCCUUUAUAUUUACCUAAAAAAUGUUCUGACGGGAAAUUCAGAGUUGAAUAUGAAGUUAUAGGUUCACCUCCAACAGUAGCUGUUCCUACCCAUUUCUUUAAAUUGGUAAUUGGAGAAAAUAAUAAUUCCGAUACCAUUGAUGUGGGAGCGUUUGUGUUACCUAAUGAAAUAAUUGAAAAUUCUUCCCCUUUAACAACCUUCCAAGUUCCUGUAGAAGCAUUGGAAAAUUCAAGUGGGUUGGAAUUAUUACACAAAGUAGCUCCUCAUAAAAAAAGAGAUUUAUGUAAAUACAAUAGAUGUGAAAUUAUCGUCAGAGAAUUUCCAAAAAACGUCAAUAAGAUAUUGACUUUAGAUAGCAAAUAG